Molecule: messenger RNA, 1209 nt
Organism: Trichomonas vaginalis G3
Lineage: Eukaryota; Parabasalia; Trichomonadida; Trichomonadidae
Product: DNA repair
Exons: 1
Coding region: 1-1209 (402 amino acids)
Source: RefSeq, a predicted model, not a curated record
AUGAGUGUAGCAUUCUUUUUGAAUUUUGCCACUUCGAUGAAUGAUGUGGAAGAAUCCAAUUCUAAGUUUAAGGAGUUAGAUGAAUUUUUCCGCAUACUAUCAGAUGACCUUCCUGAAACAAAAGAAGUUAGCAUUCCAUUUUUAGAAGAUAUAAUUGUUCAUUUCCAAAAAUUUACAUUAUUUCCAAAACAACUGAUAAUGAGGCUUAAUUUCAUGAAAUUCGAAAGUGCAUGUACAUCAAUUAUGAACUUCAUUAUCAAAAACUAUCAUCUUCGCUCUACUUGUCGACUUUUCAUUAAAACUUUCUUCGAAUUUAUAGGAAGAAGGAGUAGUGUUGAUGUAUUACAAUUAGAAACUAAUCUUAUUCUUUCAUUGCAAAAGGAUUUUAAAAUUGUUCCGACUUGCGAAACAGAUGAAAUCAAAUUAGACGAUUCUUCACUUCAAAACGCGCCAAUUGCUAUAGUAGAUAUGUUAGAAUUAUAUUUAAAUCGCUUUACAAUUAGAAAUCCUAAUGCUUAUAAAGCAAUUUCAAAUUUAUUAAUCUCAAAUUUACCAGAAAUUGAUAAAUUCCAGAUUCUUCGAUGCUUUUCACUAUUGUCACCAUCAAGAGCUACUGAUUCAUGGGUCAUGAUCAUCGCUUUAAUAUAUUUUAUUAUUGAUCAGAUCAAAUCAAACAAUUUAAGUAUUUUCGAUGACAAAAAUAACAAUGUUGAUAAAUUAUGUUCAACAGCAUUUAAGAAUGCAACGUAUCUUCUACACAAAUCCAUAUUAUUAAAUAUAAGUCAAAAUAUUAUUCAAUACAUCACAUUAUUUCGAUCAAUAUCCAAGAAAGCACCAUUAUUUCUUGAGCAGUAUUUCAAAAUAAUCCAGUUAUUUACAGAAUCCGACCUUUCAAACAGUGAUCUUGUUGAAGAGGUCAUUUUUCAGAAUUUUCCUUAUUUCUGUUAUUAUCAGAACUUCUUAAUUGCAUGCAAAAGUUUAAUUUCAAGAAGUAGAUCAUUUUUUGACAGAUUAAUUAAAUUUUAUAAUUCAAUCAAACAAAAAUGUCUGAAAUUAUGUGUAGAAAUGGCCUUAUUGAAGCUUAGUCCACAAAAUGCUAAAUAUAUCAAUGUAGAUGAUGUAGAAUCCUGUAUCCAUUUAUCUUUAAUUGCUCCAGAUUCAAAAUUUACUGAUAUUGUUGACAAAAAUAGUGAAAUUGCUUUCUCUUGA